AUGGCGAAAGGUAAUAAAACUAAAGAGAGAAAAGCCAAAGAGACGAAACACAAACAAGAAAUACAAUUAAAAGAGGAACCGUAUGUAGAAGAAGAUGAAGUGAAAGAGGAACCGGAUGCAGUAGAAAGGCAGCCGGCUGUAGAAGAAGAAGAAGUGAUAGAGGAACCGGAUGCAAUAAAAGGGCAGCCGGAUGUAGAAGAAGAAGAAGAUGAAGCACGGACCUUUGAAGAGCUAGGCUUAGACCCUAGGCUAAUUCGAGCCCUAAACAAGAAAGAAAUUAGCAUUACAGAGCCAACUCCAAUUCAACGAGUCGCCAUUCCUCUGAUUCUUCAAGGGAAAGAUGUGGUUGCCCGGGCGAAAACAGGAUCAGGGAAGACAUUAGCCUACUUGCUUCCUUUGCUUCAGAAGCUGUUCGGUAUGACUGAUUCGAGCCGAAAAAAGCUUGCUCCUUCAGCAUUUAUUCUAGUGCCAAGUGGAGAGUUAUGUCAACAGGUUUUUAAGGAGGUUUCGUCGCUGAUAGAUUCAUGUAAAGUUCAAUCGAAAGCUGUUCAGUUGACUAGCAACAUGCUUGCUUCUGAUCUGCGGAAUGCGUUGGCUGGACAGCCGGAUAUUUUGGUGUCUACACCAUCUUGUGUAGCUAAGUCCUUGUCAGCUGGCGCACUAAAAUCAGAAUCUAUUAAUGACUCGCUUGAAAUUCUUGUUCUUGAUGAGGCAGAUCUCUUGUUGUCAUUUGGCUAUGAAGAUGAUCUAAAAGCUCUUACUGCUCAUGUCCCAAGACGUUGUCAAUGCCUUCUUAUGUCUGCUACUUCAAGUGCUGAUGUUGACAAACUGAAGAAGCUCAUUCUACACAAUCCAUAUGUUUUGACCUUGCCAGAAGUUGAAGGUGUUAAGGAUGAAGUUAUCCCCAAAAAUGUUCAGCAAUUUUGGUGCCAGAUUGAACUUUGGUUAUAUUUUGGUUUUGAGCUUGUUGAUAACACAAUUGGCCUUAAACUGAAAUCCCUCUGUAAACCUUGGGCACUAGCUGAAAGAAGACUGGAAUAUGAAGAGAAUGACCAAUAUAUCAGAAUCUGUCAAAUUUAUGUCAAAGUAAAACUUCGGGUUAUCAUUAACGUUUCAUGCGGUGAUCGUGACAAGCUAGUUUAUAUUCUUGCUCUUUUGAAGCUGGAGCUGGUUCAGAAAAAAUUUGGAAUAAAGUCUGCUGUUUUAAAUGCUGAGUUGCCGCAGAAUUCUCGUCUCCAUAUACUUGAGGAAUUCAAUGCUGGGCUGUUCGAUUAUUUGAUUGCAACUGAUGACAGAGAAACAAAAGAGAAGGAGCAAGCCAAUGGAGGAAGUCUUGCUGAGUCAAGAAAAUCGAAAAAGCAUGCCAAGCCAAAGUUGGAUUCUGAAUUUGGAGUGGUGAGAGGAAUUGACUUCAAAAAUGUAUACACGACUCUAGACUCAGAGGUUAUAAAUUAUGAUAUGCCUCUAAGUGCCACUGGAUAUGUACAUCGAAUUGGACGUACUGGAAGGGCACACAGUACUGGUGUUUCUGUCUCUCUGGUUUCUCCAGAUGAGAUGGAAAUUCUUGAAGAAAUAAAAUCCUUUUUAGGGGAUGACGAAAGCAAUGAAUCAAACAUUAUUUCUCCAUAUCCGUUGCUCACAAAGAAUGCAGUGGAGUCUAUACGGUACAGAGCCGAGGACACAGCAAAGAGUGUAACAAAAGUUGCUGUCAGGGAAGCACGAGCUCAGGAUUUGAGAAAUGAAAUACUUAACUCUGAAAAGUUGAAGGCUCAUUUUGAAGUCAAUCGUAGGGACUUAGAUCUUCUGAAACAUGACAAAGUUCUGAGCAAGAAGCCCCCAGCUCCACAUCUAUCUAAUGUGCCUGACUACCUAUUGGAUGCAACAACCAAGGAAGCAAGCAAGAUGGUCAAGAUUGCUAGAGCUGCAAUGGGAAAUAAUAACUCUGCUCGCCGCCAAGGUCCGAAGAGAAACUUUGGAAAAAAUCGAGACCCCCUCAAGUCUUUCUCUGCCGAGGCCUGCUUAAGGGCACUCAAUCGUCUGAACCUCUUUAAGAUGUUCUCAACACCUGAUUUGAAUCCAGCAACAUUAUCAUCAAUGGCAUAG
This is a messenger RNA of Dovyalis caffra, 2103 nucleotides long. NCBI's taxonomy places the organism in Eukaryota, Viridiplantae, Streptophyta, Magnoliopsida, Malpighiales, Salicaceae. The record is from the annotation of a GenBank genome assembly.